Tripterygium wilfordii is the source of this 914-nucleotide messenger RNA. Its product is annotated as peptidyl-prolyl cis-trans isomerase CYP19-4-like. Lineage: Eukaryota; Viridiplantae; Streptophyta; Magnoliopsida; Celastrales; Celastraceae. Bases 95 to 703 code for a protein of 202 amino acids. The transcript has 7 exons. Gene Ontology annotation, biological process: protein peptidyl-prolyl isomerization; protein folding. Gene Ontology annotation, cellular component: intracellular membrane-bounded organelle. Gene Ontology annotation, molecular function: peptidyl-prolyl cis-trans isomerase activity. The record is from RefSeq and is a predicted model, not a curated record.
AGACUGAGUCUGGGUGCAAAAAGUCGGAUCCAUUUUCAUCGAAGAUAGAACACUCUGGCCGAAGCCGAGACUGAGAGACUUACACGAGAAAGAUAUGGCUAGAUCGUUCGCGGCUGCACUAUGGACUCUGGUCCUGUUUGGAACCGUCAGUCUCAUUCAGGCAAAGAAGGAUGAUUUGAAAGAGAUUACGCAUAAAGUUUACUUUGAUGUUGAGAUUGCUGGGAAACCUGCAGGGCGCGUUGUCAUUGGUCUUUUCGGAAAGGCUGUUCCUAAAACUGCAGAAAAUUUCAGGGCAUUGUGCACAGGAGAGAAAGGUACUGGGACGAGUGGAAAGCCUCUUCAUUUCAAGGGGAGUGCAUUCCAUAGAAUUAUUCCCAGCUUUAUGAUCCAAGGAGGUGAUUUCACUCUUGGCGAUGGAAGAGGUGGAGAAUCAAUAUAUGGUGAGAAGUUUGCUGAUGAGAAUUUCAACCUGAAGCAUACUGGACCAGGGCUUCUGUCAAUGGCAAACGCUGGUCGUGAUACCAAUGGUUCACAAUUCUUCAUCACAACUGUGACCACUAGUUGGUUGGAUGGCAAACAUGUUGUGUUCGGAAAGGUAUUAUCUGGAAUGGACGUGGUUUACAAGAUUGAAGCUGAAGGAAAACAGAAUGGCCAACCCAAGAGUAAAGUCGUGAUUGCUGAUAGUGGCGAACUUCCCCUAUAAUUCCCUUACCUAUCACUACAAAGUUUAUCAGUUAAUCUCUCUCUCUCUCUGUGUUACCAUUGAGACAUGUCAUAAUGCUUCUUUUUUUUCGCUCCUUUACCAUGCAAGUAGUUCGAACAGUGCUAACUUUUCAUACCUCGUUUCUGUUUGCUUCCAAUGUGGGAUUAGUCCCUCUCAAGAAAUCAAUUUCAAUGAGUUUCUUAAUUGUGUA